Molecule: messenger RNA, 2160 nt
Organism: Alternaria burnsii
Lineage: Eukaryota; Fungi; Ascomycota; Dothideomycetes; Pleosporales; Pleosporaceae
Product: exodeoxyribonuclease 1
Exons: 3
Coding region: 1-2160 (719 amino acids)
Biological process (GO): mismatch repair; DNA double-strand break processing; DNA recombination
Cellular component (GO): nucleus
Molecular function (GO): 5'-flap endonuclease activity; metal ion binding; 5'-3' DNA exonuclease activity
Source: RefSeq, a predicted model, not a curated record
AUGGGCAUCUCCGGCCUUCUUCCACUGCUGAAGUCGGUCCAGCAACCAUGUAGCCUCAAAAAGUACGCCGGCAAGACGAUUGGCGUAGAUACGUAUGGUUGGCUGCACCGUGGUACCGCAGCCUGUGCCAUCGAACUGGCGCUUGAGAAGCCGACAACCAAAUAUGUCGACUUCGUCAUGCACCGCGUCCGUAUGCUUAUCCACUUCGGCGUCACACCCUACCUUGUAUUCGAUGGAGACAACCUACCGAGCAAAGCUGGCACGGAGAAGGGUCGAAGAGAGCGGAGAAAAGAGGGCAAGAGGCUUGGACUCGAACUUUUGGAAGUUGGCAAGACAGCACAAGCGCAACAGGAGUUACAGAAGAGCGUUGACGUGACGCCGGAGAUGGCGCGCAUGGUCAUCGAAGAGCUGAAGCGAAACAAUGUCCAGUACGUUGUCGCUCCUUACGAGGCUGAUUCGCAACUGGCAUAUCUGGAGCGGAAGGGCAUCAUCGACGGUGUCUUAUCCGAAGAUUCGGACCUGCUCGUCUUUGGCGUCAAAUGUCUGAUAACAAAGCUUGACAAAUGGGGAGAGUGCAUCGAGGUCAACAGAAAUCACUUUACUGCCUGCAGGGAGGUUAGCUUGGUGGGUUGGUCCGACGCCGAUUUCCGAAGAAUGUGCAUCCUGAGUGGUUGCGACUACCUACCGGGCAUUGGUGGACUGGGCCUCAAGACUGCCCACCGCAUGCUGCGGAAGCACAAGACUGUCGACCGUCUUGUCAAGGCUGCUCAAUUCGACGGCAAGCUCAAGGUGCCAGCUGGAUUCAUGGAGUCAUUUGAUCAAGCAGAGAAGACCUUCCUCUACCAGUGGGUCUAUUGUCCAGUCGCAAAACAACUGGUCAAUCUUACGCCACUCGACGAGGGUGUCAACCUUGCCGACAUGCCUUAUAUCGGAGAAGAAGUACCUUCACAUAUCGCCACGGGUGUUGCCAAGGGUGAACUAUACCCACGUACGAAGCUUCCGAUAAACGUCAUGGGUAAUAGGAGAACUAGCGGAAUACCUCUUGCCUCUUCUCGCAGGGCUUCAGCAGUUGUACAGACACCGGAUGCGAAAGGUAUGAAGCCUAUCGACUCGUUCUUCAGAGCCAAGCGUACUCCUUUAGCGGAGUUGUCUCCAAACUUGUUCACGCCAUCACCAAGUCAGCAAGUACUAUUGGAACAGCAGCGAGAAUCUAGUGGAUGGGCUGCAGUACCUGCCCCAAUCUCACGCUUGCGGCCGCAUCCGCCAACGCCGAGUACGGCGCCUCAACCACCCCGUCGUACGAUGACUGAUCCAACGGCCGGUCGGCGGUCGGUUCCGCAUCCUUCUAAGAGACAACGACUGUGCUCCGAUUCCGUUUCCGAUACCCCUACUGCAGGCGGCGAGGGCAUCGUCCGUAGUGAAUUCUUCAAAUCUUCCAUACCAGAGCCGAGCCCAACAUUACACCGAGCGAAGAAGAGUAGGAGAAAAACUGAUCAGGAUUUUGAGCUUUACUCAGAUGACUCCAUCCAGGAAGUUAUGGUCGAGGUGGCUGAUCUAGAAGAAGCUGCGACUCAAUCCAAGAAAAAGCUACGCGUCUUCAGCGACACGCAGUCUAGCGGAGGAAGCGAAUCACAGUCGACUGUCUUCUCUAGAGGCAGUACUGCGCAAUCUCAGGAUACUAUCGGUACUCUCACACCAGCAUCGUCACCGGAACCCGAUUCAGUUUUCAGCACUGCAAUGUCAUCUCAGAUGAGUGAAUUGCGGACGAAGUUCACCUACAAAUGUCCCUCGCCAUCACUGGGUGUACCGCGAGCCAACAAAAGCCGUCCAAAUCGUCGACCUGCUGAGGCAUGGCAACCUACACCAUCACCUCGAGAAAUCACACCCACAUUCGCUGCCGUGCUCGAUGCUGAAUCCAUACUCCCCGGAACACCGUCCAAGAAGGAUGGUGGAGUGGGGCUUGCAGACUCUACUUGGACUGCUACAGAAACCGACGUAAUCAUAGCUGCGAGCUCACCGCCUCCUAUGACGCCUGCGAAGAGAAGGAGAUCAUCAUUGAAGGGAAGUGAGGACCUCCUUGUGCCGGACAGCGAAGCCGAAAGCGAGUGCUCGCCCCGAAAACCCAUGUUCAACCUCAAGCGAUUUGCAUUUGCCGGUUAG